This is a messenger RNA of Malurus melanocephalus (red-backed fairy wren), 1459 nucleotides long. RefSeq names its product gap junction delta-2 protein-like. Gene Ontology annotation, cellular component: connexin complex. Lineage: Eukaryota; Metazoa; Chordata; Aves; Passeriformes; Maluridae. The annotation marks the transcript as partial. The transcript has a single exon. Gene Ontology annotation, biological process: cell communication. The record is from RefSeq and is a predicted model, not a curated record.
AAAUGCAGAGGACUGGAAAUAAAAUUGGGAUUUGCUGAUCAUGGGGGUGUUGCUUGUUUUUUUUGGGCUCUCGUGAUGCAGGUGGUGUUCCGCAACGCGCUGGAGAUCGGAUUUCUGGGCGGGCAGUAUUUCCUCUACGGCUUCAACGUUCCGGCCAUCUUCGAGUGCGACCGCUACCCGUGCGUCAAGGAGGUGGAGUGCUACGUGUCGCGGCCCACCGAGAAAACCGUGUUCCUGGUGUUCAUGUUCGCCGUCUCCGGSGUCUGCGUCCUGCUCAACCUGGCCGAGCUCAACCACCUGGGCUGGCGCAAAGUGCGGGCGGCCGUGCGGGGAGCGCGGGCGCGGCGCAAAUCCCUGAGCGACGCCAGGAAAAAGGAACCGCCCGCGGCGGCGCCGGCGCCGGUACCGGCACUGGGCAGGACUCAGUCCAGCGAGUCGGCUUAUGUCUGAGACUGGGACUAAGAUUGGGGUCAGAUGGGCAGGACUCAGUCCAGCGAGUCAGCCUAUGUGUGAUACCGGGACUAGGAUUGGGGUUUGGGGUCUGGAUUUGGGAUUGGGAUCAGCACUGGGCAGGACUCAGUCCAGCGAGUCGGCCUAUGUGUGAUACCGGGACUAGGACUGAGAUUGGGACUGGGAUUGGGGUCAAAUGGGCAGGACUCAGUCCAGCGAGUCGGCUUAUGUGUGAAACUGGGACUAGGACUGGGGUUUGGGGUCUGGAUUUGGGAUUGGGAUCAGCACUGGGCAGGACUCAGUCCAGCGAGUCGGCCUAUGUCUGAGACUGGGACUAGGACUGAGAUUGGGACUGGGACUGGGAUUGGGGUCAGAUGGGCAGGAUUCAGUCCAGCGAGUCGGCUUAUGUCUGAUACUGGGACUAGGAUUGGGAUUUGGGGUCAGAUGGGCUGGACACAGGAUUUAUAUUAAUUUGGGGGUGUUUAUAUUUAUUUUGGGGCGGUUUAUAUUUCUUUGGGGGGGUUAUAUUGAUUUAGGAAUGUUUAUAUUUAUUUUGGGGGAGGUUUAUAUUUAUUUUGGGAGUAUUUAUAUUUAUUUUGGAGGGAAAUGUAUUUAUUUAGGAGGGGUUUAUAUUUACUUUGGGGUGUUCAUAUUAACUUUGGGGUAUUUAUAUCAAUUUUGAGGGGGGCUAUAUUUAUUUUUGGGGGGUUUAUAUUAACUUGGGGAGGGUUUUAUUUAUUUUGGGGUGGUUUAUAUUUAUUUUGGGGUGGUUUAUAUUUAUUUUGGGGUGGUUUUAUUUAUUUUGGGGUGUUUAUAUUUAUUUUAUUUGUAUUUAUUCCAGAGUGUAUUUAUUUGAGUGGGGUAUUUAUUUGGGGGGGGGUCAGAAGGUGCUGGGGGGGGCAGAGCCCCCCCAAAGUGUAAAUAAAGGGGUCACACAGGCCCGAGUGGCUCUGGGGGGUUUUUGGGGAGGGGUCCCUGGGGUGGCCCCUUAAUCCCCCCCUGAGCUGAG